Messenger RNA from Mangifera indica (mango), 2029 nucleotides. RefSeq names its product protein BASIC PENTACYSTEINE4. NCBI's taxonomy places the organism in Eukaryota, Viridiplantae, Streptophyta, Magnoliopsida, Sapindales, Anacardiaceae. Gene Ontology annotation, biological process: response to ethylene. Gene Ontology annotation, cellular component: nucleus. The transcript has 3 exons. The coding region runs from base 901 to 1854 and encodes 317 amino acids. Gene Ontology annotation, molecular function: sequence-specific DNA binding; DNA-binding transcription factor activity. The record is from RefSeq and is a predicted model, not a curated record.
AAUGCAUGAUUUGUCUGAUGUUUUUCCGAACUUUCUGGUGCAGAGAUUACAACUUUGAGAAGUUCUUUUUGCACGCUAUAAAGUGGAUGUUUAGGUUUUUGUGCCUUGUGUAUAACCUAGGGGAACUGGGUUUUGUACAGUUGAUGUUCACUUAUUGCAAAUAUUACAGAAUUACCUAUUUUCUCGUUGUCAAUGUGAACUGGUUUUGGUGUUACUUGAUUAAUUGUAGUGUCUCUUUUUAGUUUUUGAUCUUGUUUCUGUUUUGGUAUAUGGUAAGUUUUUCUGUUUAAAGUUGGAGCAUUUUUGAGCUUACUGUCUAUGUAAUUAUCCUCUGAGAUACCUGGCAAUGCCACAAAAGAAGCCUGCGCCUCUUUGCAUUUGUAAAUUAUUUAGCAAAAUACAGGCUAGUGAGGAUUGAGUGCGAUAUACCUCAGUUGGAUCCAUUGUCAUGGAUCAAUAUUAGUCAUUUCCAUUUCCUUAAUUUAAUACCACUCUUUUUGUAGAUUAUAACGAAUUGGAAGAGAUCAAAUUUUGUUUUUGACUUUUUUUCAAUGGAUAGAUAUCUACUCCUUUUUAUAUUUUUUUUUAUUUUUUCUAUACGGUUGCAUUUUUGUUGUCUCUCUUAAUGAGGCUGUUUUGAGAUCUUUUAUUAGGACCUUGUCUUCUUGCUAAAGCCAUACUGUUGCAGUUCUUUUGGCACUUACUUUUACUAUUCACAACGUUUAUAAAGUCCUUUACUUAAUAGCUUUCUCCUUUGUUGAAAUUCACUUUUUGGUUUCUUUUUCUGAAACAGAAGACAUUUUCUUUUCUGCAAAACAGGUGGACUUUCAAUAUUUUGAACUUUGGACUUUGAGGAGCAGUUUGAGAUAAAUUAUCAACUUCCAAGUGUGUGGAUCUUAGAUGGAUGACGGCGGGCAACACGAAAGUGGGAGGUAUAAGCCGGAUUACUACAAAGGGGCACAUACACAAGCAUGGAAUAUGAUGCCCCAUCAUCAAUUCAAGGAACCGCCUAGUAAUGCCUUGAUCAUGAAUAAGAAGAUCAUGGCUAUUCUGGCAGAGAGGGAUGCUGCUAUCCGGGAGCGGAAUGUAGCACUAUCCGAAAAGAAGGAAGCCUUAGUUGCUCGAGAUCAGGCACUGGAGGAGAGAGAUAAAGCCCUUGCUGAGCGUGAUGUUGCCCUGAUAGCCCGUGACAAUGCCUUAGCUGCAUUACAAUACUGUGAAACUUCUGUUAACUAUUCUGUGGGCAGUGGAGUUCAACGUGGAGGAAAGCGUAUGCACCACCCAACAUACCGUCCAAGUGAUAUAACAGAACCCCCUAAUUCAGGGGAUGCACACAUAACCGAUGCCUUCCCUGUAUCAGUCAUUUCUUCUGAAACAGCCAAGCCGCAGCGUACAAAACGAAUGAAAGAUAACAAAGCAGUGAUGUCACAGCCGUCUUAUUCACCGAGAAAAGUGAAGAAAGUGGGUGAGGAUUUGAAUAAGAGAGUUGCUUCUGAAGGGAAGAAAGUAAAGUCUGAGUGGGAGAACCAGGAUACAGGGUUGAAACUGAUCAAUUUUGAUGAACUAACUAUGCCUGUACCAGUGUGCACAUGCACGGGAAGUCCCCAUCAAUGUUACAAAUGGGGAAAUGGUGGUUGGCAGUCAUCUUGCUGUACAACUACCUUGUCAUCAUACCCACUGCCACAGAUGCCAAACAAGCGUCAUGCCCGUGUGGGAGGCCGAAAGAUGAGUGGUAGUGUCUUUACAAAAUUACUUAGCCGACUGGCAGCUGAAGGCAAUGAUCUGUCAGUACCUCUUGAUCUCAAGAAUUACUGGGCCAGACAUGGGACUAAUCGCUACAUUACCAUCAAGUAACGUGCAAAUGAUCCAUCUAAUGGAACCACUGCAGUCUUUCUCCAGACCUUCAUCCCGGUGGAAGGGAAUUUUUGUAAACUACUGUUGUUCUGUAAUAGAUUCUGCAGCCUAGGAUGUAACUCUGUAACCGGUGCCAAUAUCUUUCAAUCAAUCGGCAUAUGCCGCAUGGUGGGUA